AUGUAUCAAUUUUAGACAAUUCUUUUGGUUUAGUAAAGCAGGGAUGAAAAAAAUUUUAAAAACAUUAAAAUAUUCUUUUAAGAUUUCUUGUUGAUAUUAAAGUAUCUAUCUAUAGAUUAGAAUUUUUAGGAAGAUGUUUAGACUUUGAUGAAAAUACAUUAAAAAAAUUAAAAAUAAGUUUUAAGCUUUCAAGAAAGUUAAAAAAAUACAGUUUAAUCCCGGAUUGUAAAGAGCAUAGAAAAAAAUUGA
This is a messenger RNA of Paramecium sonneborni, 249 nucleotides long. Lineage: Eukaryota; Ciliophora; Oligohymenophorea; Peniculida; Parameciidae. The record is from the annotation of a GenBank genome assembly.